Molecule: messenger RNA, 855 nt
Organism: Alternaria arbusti
Lineage: Eukaryota; Fungi; Ascomycota; Dothideomycetes; Pleosporales; Pleosporaceae
Exons: 2
Coding region: 1-855 (284 amino acids)
Molecular function (GO): carbon-sulfur lyase activity
Source: RefSeq, a predicted model, not a curated record
AUGUUCCCCAACAUAGCCGACAUCCUCGACUCCGCACCCAUUACACCCUGCACCUCCGCACCAGGUACCCCUGCAUCGGAAACAAUGGCUAGCGACACGAUCACACACAUCGUGCUCUUCAGAUACCGCCAAGAUAUAUCAUGGACGGACCUAGAGAGCCACUUCAAGUCCUUCAUGGCCCUACAACACAAGUCGCUCAAUCCUAACACCGGCAAGCCGCUCAUACAAUCGCUGAAAGCCGGCAAAAACAGAUCGUGGGAACCUUUCUCCAAAGGCAUGACACAUGGUUUCGUGCUCGAGUUUGCGAACCAGGCAGAUUUGGACUACUAUCUCACCACCGAGCCGGUUCAUAAGGCCUUCUCCAAAGCCGCAAAGCCGCUGAUCGAGGAUAGCUUAGUCGUCGAUAUCAAAGACGGGGUGCUGUUCGGUUCUGCGGCUGAACAUCCAUCUGCGAAAGGAGAUGGGGCCAGGAAGGGUACAUGUCAUUGCGAGAGUGUAAAAUGGACCGCGAAGCUCGAAAAUGCCGAGCACGUGCUUUGUCAUUGCUCAACAUGCCAGAAGCUUGGUGGUGGACCGUACUCGUGCAAUCAGAUCAUACCGAGAGAAGGACUGCAGAUCGUCUCCGGCGAGGAAAACAUCAGGCAGUAUCGGUACAAAGGUGCUAGUGGCAAGUUCGUGCGAUGCUACUUCUGCAAGGUUUGCACGAGCCAUAUUUAUCACCAUCAAGAUGUUAUGCCGGACAAGAUCAUCGUGCGCACUUUGUUACUGGAAGGCGGUGAGGACAUGCCAGCCACAGCCGAGAUCUUUGGCGAGGGAAGGUUAGCCUGGGUGCAAGAGCUUUCGAAGCAGCUAUGA